Molecule: messenger RNA, 4493 nt
Organism: Aethina tumida (small hive beetle)
Lineage: Eukaryota; Metazoa; Arthropoda; Insecta; Coleoptera; Nitidulidae
Gene: Ythdf
Product: YTH domain-containing family protein 2
Exons: 9
Coding region: 215-2551 (778 amino acids)
Biological process (GO): mRNA destabilization
Cellular component (GO): cytoplasm
Molecular function (GO): N6-methyladenosine-containing RNA reader activity; mRNA binding
Source: RefSeq, a predicted model, not a curated record
UUUUUUUUGCACAUAUAAAUAUUAACCUGUUGCGAAAACGAACUGCCGCAGUUGGCCACCCUGUUUGUAACCUCCAAUCUGACAGUUGCGCUCCCGUCACAAUACGACAGUGGUUUUGUUGACGUUUUGCUUUUGUGCCGGUGCAUGUGCACGGGCCUAGGACUUGGACAUCACAGUUAGAUGUUUAUUUCGUAAGCAAAAAUGGCCCGGAACGAUGGUAUUGUGUGUUAGGGCUCCCGAAUUCGGAUUUCCCGCCUGGGUGCGGCGCUUCGGUCGCGACGCGAACGCGCUGCGCGCACGCACUGUCCCAGUCGAGGCGCCAUUGUUGGACUUAUCGUCAUUACACGAAUCGGGUGUUGUUUUUUUGGUGGCGGUCAACGGCGCACCGCACCAUUUGUAUAGCGUGGACUGGCGCGAUUGCGACGCGACGCCCGUCAUCGUAGUAACGGUGCCGAUUGAUCGGACGGAGGGCGCGCUCCUGCGUGGUGCUCGUACACAGUGCCGGUGGACUGGGGCCGACUUUGUUGGCGGACACACAAAAGACCAGUCAAUGUCAGCAGGCGUGUCAGACCAGCGGAUGAAAGGACAGGGUAAUCAAGUGUCCAAUGGCCCUAAAGAACAGCUAGGCGCAGGCGAGGGUGCUAGCGGUUCUGAGGAGUUCGAACCAUGGCGCAGUGCGCAGCAGCAGCAGCAACAGCAGCAGCAGAACUCGGCUGCGCAUGCGUACGGGGCGAGCGUGCCGAUAUCGACGGGCACCGACCUGUACAACAUGAACACGGCCGGCUAUUACGGCAGCGGCGGCACCUAUCCGUAUCAGGCGUACGGCGUCGGCGAUGGCACCUGGUCGAACGGCACCGAUCCCAUGACCUUUCUGGGCACUUAUGGACACGACACUUACUCCAUGGACGGGAUGUUCGGUCCGUCGACGACGUUCUCGACGGCGACGGCGUUCGCGGCGGGUCAGCACUCUUCGUUCAACUACUUCCACAGCAACGGCGGCGACUACAAUACGUGGGGCAGCCAGUUGGGCGGACAGCAGCAGCAGCGCAAGUACGACGACUAUUAUCGGGGCGAUCCGCAGAACAUGUACACGCAGCAGAUGCCCGACUCGCUCAAAAACGUUGAACAGGCCAUGCAGAAUCUUGAUAUGAAAUCGGACGGCAAGGAGUCUCUAGGAGGUGGCCAGCAAAAGAAAACGACGUGGGCGAGCAUAGCGAGCCAACCGGCCAAACCUACACUGAACAUGCAAAGCCAGGGUGUGAAAAAGAAGGGUCCCGGUAUGCCACCGGGUCCAAUAGUACCUGGCAAGCACAACAUGGAUAUCGGGACGUGGGACACGGCGAAAACUGCCCCGCCUCAAGCUAUGCCAAUGGUGAACAGCGUCGCAGCGCCGAAGAACAGCGGUAGUGGUGGCGUGACGGUGCGACCCGGCUGGAACGUUCCUCCUACCGGUGGCCGACCCUUGCCUUCGGCUCCGCCUCAGCCCCCAACGCAUCCCGGUGCCGGAGCGGUGCACGCCUAUCAAACGAGAACGCUGAUGGCAGCGCCGCCGCCCCAGGCCCACAUGGCCCCGCCUCCCAUCAACGUGCCGCCAGGUUCCCACAUACAGAGUAUGAUGCCUCCGCCUCCGGUUCAGAUGAUGGUGGCCGGAGCCGCCCAGCAACACCAGCAACAGGCGGCCGCCGCAGCGGCGGCUGCGCCCGCUCCUACGCAUCCCGUGCUCGAUGAAUUACGUGGCAAGAACAACUACAAUCCCACAGAUUUCGAUCUGACGGCGCCGAACGCACGCUUCUUCGUCAUCAAGUCGUAUUCGGAGGACGACAUUCAUAGGAGCAUCAAGUACGAGAUCUGGUGCAGCACUGAGCACGGUAACAAGCGAUUGGAUCAGGCUUACAGGGAACGAGAGAGGGACGGCGUGGGCGGCAUGGGACCCGUCUACUUGUUCUUCUCCGUCAAUGGCUCCGGACACUUUUGCGGGAUGGCCCAGAUGGUGUCGGCCGUCGACUACAACGCCAACAGCUCCGUUUGGUCGCAAGACAAGUGGAAGGGACAGUUUAAGGUCCGUUGGAUUUACGUGAAGGACGUACCCAACGUGCAGUUGCGUCACAUCCGCCUGGAGAACAACGACAACAAGCCGGUGACGAAUUCCCGCGACACGCAAGAAGUGCCCCAUCCCAAGGGACUGCAGGUGUUGCGAAUCAUGCACUCGUACAGGCAUUCGACGUCGAUCUUCGACGACUUCGUGCACUACGAGAAGCGACAGGAGGAGGAGGACAACCGCAAGCAGCCGCCACCGCAACAGGCGCCCGCGUCCAACGGCCGAGACCAUCACCAUCACCACCAUCACGAGAGUGGCGGUAGCGGCGGCGGAGGCGGCGGCGGUGGAGGCAGGGACCACCACAAGGGUGCAAGGGAGCACAGGGACGGCGACCGGGACGGUCACAGGUCCGACAGGCACCACAGAUCGGGUGGCGACCACCAUGGCGGGUCGCACCAUAAGGAUCGCGGUGAGAACGGCAGAGGAGGACGCGGCGGCCGCGGCCGCAACUAGGGUCGCAAUUCGAAUCACCGAUUCGGCAGGCCAGGCAGCGUAACAACACCCCACGCCACUCCACCCCGUACGCCGGUCGUCGGUAGUGUUCGCGCGCGUCCAGCCGACCCCUCGCCGCGGAGUGCUCCUUCCCCCUCCGUUUUGCAUGUCUUAAUAGGGCUCUUUAAACUAGACACAUACACACACCUGCAUUGAGUUUUGGUUUUAUUUUUGAUUAUUACAUCGCUAUGAUUGUUUUGCUGAAAUCUGUUGCUUUUUCAUCGUGUAAACGGUCACUAUGUUGUUCGAAGUUGAGGUGAAGAGACCUGGCGGUGUUGCUAUUAAAUAUACACAUAUAUAUAAUAUAUAUAUUAUAUAAAAAAAAUGAAAACUAAAUUUCCAGUUAAUUUGUAUGUGUGGGUUCUCAAUUAAACUCUAAAAAUAUUGAUUUUUAAAAAAAAGGUAUAUGGAUUAUAUAGUAAAAUAGUUGUAAAAUAACAAACUUAGUAGCUCACUCUUCGGAUCGGGCCUUAUGCAAUCAAAACAAAAUAUUGUUAAAAAAAAUGAAUAGAGAAACGGGAGAAAGAGAAUGAGAUAGUGCAGUGUUGAUUUGUUUAUUGCUGAAGUGAAGGACAUCCUGUUUAAAUGAAUUAUAAAUUUGUAAAAUAACUUUUUAAAGUAAAAAAAAAUGGACGAUAUAACAUAGUUAAAUUUUUUAAAUAAAUCAAGUGUUGAUUUUUCCGGACUGAUUUUUAAACGCAGUGGCUGAAACAGUGUCGGGAGGUUUAUAUAUUUACAUCUCUUCAUUUAAUUGAUAUAUAUUUUUUUGUUUAAGUUGAUCGUUUUUCUUCCGUUUAAUUUUUUACGUGUGUACGUCGCGACGGCAUCGGACGCGGAUCCAACAUAUUGUUCUGGACUGGGCGAACAUCUCCGGAUCAAGGAAAACAAACCCUGAACAUUUCUUCUGUCUGUGCUAAGUGAACGCUACCCCAAAAUAUAUAUAAUAUAUUUAAAAAAAAAUGAAUUAAUUAAUUGUAAUAAAGAACUAUAUAACAAAUUGGCUAAGUUUAGUUGAUGAACACUGACAACCUGUUGUUUGUUCGUUUGUAUUUGUUGCAGUUUUUACUAAUGUUUUUCAAUUUUCUAAUCGUGUAGGAAAUGACGGACUUUGUGCACUUUAGUAGAGAAUUUGUUAAAUCGAUUAAAUAGUUUAACAUGAGGCUGUAAAACCGUAUCAUGCUAUGUUCAUUGUUUAUUUACUGUAACUAUAUAUAGAUAAUAUAUUUAGAAUGAACUAUAAUAUAUAAAUUGUGUGAUAAAAUGCCGCCUAUUGUGUAUUGCAAUUAUUUACUUAUUGUAUUAUUUUUUUUAUUUGUUAUUUGAAAAUUAUUUAUUUUGUUUACAAUACUACAAGUACUACCAUUUAUUUAUAUAUACAUUGUACUCUUAAAUUACAAUAACUACUGUUUUUUAUAGUUAAUAAUGUAAUUUUUAGUGCAUAUCAACAUUUAUACUUAUACAAGGACGAUCGCAAUUGUGGUAGUGUGACAAUAACAUUAAAAAAAUCGCAUUCAAAACAUGUUUUGUUGAUAUAGUUUGUGAUUUGUAAAUAUAUUGUAGGUUGUACAUUGAAAAUAUGUUUGCGUUAAUUUUUUUCUAGGUGCUAUUUUCAUCAAAUUCUGCAAUUAAAAUUACGUUUCUUGUAUAUAAAUGAGCAGACAUUUCGAGUUAACGAAAAAAUGAAAAUUUAUUUAGAGAAAUUGUAAAUUGUUGUAAUUCAUUCCAAGAGCAUAAGAAUGAAUGUAGCAUGAUGAUUUUAGCUGUCUUUUUUACACUGUGCCUAAUAUGUUAGACUGAUGUACGCAGGUGCAUUUUGUGAUUGUAACUGAUUCAUUGUGUGAUCCGAACAGUGGGCAUCCUCUGUUGUUAGCUACAUCAAUAAAACAACAAUUAUAAUAUGGAA